UGUCAUGAAGUUCAAGAAAGUUUUUGAACUUCGACUAUAGUCGAAUGCACUCUCAUAGAGUUUUUGAGAAAUGGUAAAGAUGAGCACCGCUAAUUUGACAGAGAGAGAAGGGACAGAUAUGUGCAGCAUUCGAACCUCGCCAAAAAUUAGGAAGCAAAGAGAGAUGCCUGCAUGAGCAAAGAAAUUAGAGAGAGAGAGAGGAACUGAGGACAUACGGAGAGAGAGGAACUGAGGACAUACAGAGAGAGAGAUGCAGGUGAGUGGAUAGGCUGCGAGAAAACUAGCAUGAGAUCACUCCACUGGUCUUCGGCCUUGCAGGAGCAGACUUCACCAUGGCUUCAUCGCCCUGUCGCCCCUCUCAUGGAGGAGGAAGAAGAGGCGGAUGGAGAGGUCAGGGCAGGUGGUUUUGCAAUAGCCCAAAAGAUAACUCCAUUGUUAGUGGAGAUUCACAUUUUAGGGCAGUGAGACUUACAAAUUACGGAUUCAGGCAUGGUGAAAGGGGAGGAGGAGGAUACCGAAAUGGAUACUAUUCUGGUGACCCAAGGCCCAAUUUUCGGCCAAUUUUCCGGCCAAGAGGCCCUUCUCCUCAGUCUGAUAAUUAUAGGCAUUGGGAGCAUGCGUUAUCUCAGCCCCCUUCUCACUGUGAGAAAUUUGUUGUGCUUUCAUUCAAUAUUCUUGCUGACUACCUCGCUAGGGAUCAUAGGCAUAAGCUCUACUUUCACAUACCUCCACAUAUCUUGGAUUGGGAGUGGCGAAAGAGAAGAAUACUUCUUGAGCUUGGACUAUGGUCUCCUGACAUCAUGUGUCUUCAGGAGGUGGACAAAUUUCAGGACCUAGCAGAGGAGCUACAGCUCAGGGGCUUUGCUGGUAUAUGGAAGGAACGAACUGGCCUUCCAAUCGAUGGUUGUGCAAUAUUUUGGCGUUUGACAAAAUUCAAUUUGCUGCAUGAAGAGUACAUUGAAUUCAAUAAGCUUUCCCUUCGAGACAAUGUUGCUCAGAUUUGUGUCUUGGAGUCAAGAAGCAGAGAUUGUGUUGAGGGGGGAAAUAGAGCUCCAUCUACCAGUUUAUCAAAACCAAAAGGAGCAAACAAAGUUGUGGUUUGUAACAUUCAUGUGCUUUACAAUCCAAAUAGAGGAGAUAUCAAACUUGGACAGGUUAGAGUGCUGCUGAAUCGCGCACAAGAGGUUUCAAACCUUUGGGAUGAUGCUCCGGUUAUUAUCUGUGGAGAUUUCAACUGCACCCCUAAGAGUCCACUGUACAAAUUCAUAUCUGAGCAGAAGUUAAGUUUAUCUGGACUGGCAAAGAAUCAGGUUUCGGGACAGUUUUCAGCUCGUCUCUAUGAUCCAAUGCCCAAUUUUAACCGUGGUUCUGCACCCAAUUUCAGCUCCAGGAGUCCAGCUCCCUUUCCUAAUUUUUCUCAGGGAUAUUCAGAGACUCCUGAAAUGGCGGUGAAUAUCAAGGUGGGGUUUCCCUUUGUAGAAUGUAAAAGUAGUCUGGAAAAUUCAUCUUUAAGAGACAACUCUCUUCCCCUCGAAAGGAUUGAUUCUUCUGUGCAAGGAAAAACUGGCAAAGAAGGCCUUGGGAAGCAAGAUCAUAAUGAGAAUCAAAAAAUGUCAGAUGCAUGUUCAGAGGGAAGAAGCGAAAAGGUUUUGUUUGAAGGACAUAAUGAAGAUAAUAGAGGUCAACCAGGUUCCUUUGAACGCUUUGAAGUAGCACCAAAUGACAAUGAGAAGACCAGCGGCAAUGCAUUUAUUGUGGGAACUGUAGAUAUUCAGGCGAAGUAUCCAACUUGUACAAAAGCAUCGUCUUGCGGAAACGAAUUGGACUCUCAUGCUCAUAUAAAUAUCUCAGAGGAUAUAUCAGUUGACUCAGAUCUCUCCUCUCAAAACCAUGAGCUGCCCCAGAGAAAUUCAUGUCCAUCAUUUGAAGUGAGGGGAAGUAUUGCACCAUCAACAGUGCUAAAAAAUGUUCAGAAAUGCGAUGAAAUACAAAAUCUGAAUGAUGGUCAAACUUCCUUUUCUAGAGAAGGUGACUGUCGAAUCUUUCUUGCCAAAGAAAACACGAAUCGCUCGUUAGAAUCAAAUAUUCUGAAGGAUGAUACCAGCCCUCCACCUUCUCAUCAAGUAACCUCAUUUGGGAAAUAUAUUUCAGAUGCAUGUACUUCAACUGAUGAUAUCGUGGACCAGGCAUCAAUCCAGCUGUCUGGUAGUAACAUUAAUAAACCUAUGAAUGAGUCUGUGAGUUCCAACAGUGAACUGGAAACCCCAUAUUCACAUGUGGAAGAGGAAGAAUUCCCAUUUGCAAAAUCUGUUUUCACAAAUGGACUUGACCAGGAUUCACCAGUAAUUUGUGAUCAAGAAAACCAGCAGCUUUUGUCAGAACCAGAUUCUUCUAUUACUGAGGGUGCCAGGAUUCAUGACUCGAGAGUUGAGGGGAACCUCUUUGAAUCGUUGUCCAAAGAGAUGGUACAAUCAGAAUCUGCAGAUGAGUUUAUUUUAGAGCUUUCAGGAUCAGAUUCUUUAUCCAUGAAAGGAGGAGCUUCCAAUUUCCAGGAGCUUAACACAGCAUCUUCUCUUCAAUCAAAUGUGGAUCUGGGGAGCGUACAAGUAUUGGAGGAUCCCUUUUCCAUAGAACCUGGGCCUGUGGAAUCAGACACAGUCCCUUACGAUCCAUUUUUGUGGACCUCAACAGAAAUAGAAGCAGCAACAGGAAACGCAGAAUGCACUCUUCUCGAACAUAACUUGAAGCUUAAAAGUGCAUACACAGAAGUUGAGGAUUAUUCUGGAACAAAAGACACAAGCAGGGAGCCUCAAGUUACUAGCUAUAAUAGGCGAUUCAUGGGAACAGUUGAUUAUAUUUGGUGCUCAGAAGGUCUCCAAACUGUCAAAGUUUUGGGUACUCUGCCAAAACAUGUUCUACAGCGGACUAGAGGUUUUCCAACUCAGAAAUGGGGUAGUGACCACCUUGCCUUGGCUUGUCAAUUGGCAUUUACAGAUGGCUUGUCCGGAAGGGAGGAUGCAUGACAACUUCCCUCAUUCUCCAUGAUAGUAUAAGAACCUCAAUGGAGGAGCAAUCCAUUGUUCUUUUGAAAUCUUCAAUGCUGGAGACAAAUUCACUAGUCCGAACCUUGAUACAUGGUUCUGUAUAUCCUCAUUUUUGGGUCGGUUAGCAGUGGAAUCCGUAGGAAGCAGGCCUGCAUUGCAAUUGUGAACAUGCUAACCAUCAAGCUUUCUAUUGGAAAGAAAAUAGAAUGAAUUCCUACGUGAUGCUGCACUCGCAAAUUGCAGGAUUUGAAUGCUUUUGUAAGGUUUUAUUGAAUCUGAAUCGGGUGUGGAGCAAUAGUUGCUAGGAUUUUGGCUCAUGCCCUUACAACACUUAGAAAUUCAGUGCUGUGAACUGUGAAACAUUGUAUAGUGAGCAGGUUUAACUAAUGCUUCAUAUUAUUUAUUAAAUUGUGUUUUACUAUAUACAAAAGGCCCAAAAAAUGCAGUAUUGAUGUGGCUCAAACAUGCAGUAUUGUUUUUGAUUUAUUAAAUUUAUCUGGGAUUAUUAAUGUAUACUGAGGCUUUGAGGCUUAGGUCUAAAA
Molecule: messenger RNA, 3586 nt
Organism: Amborella trichopoda
Lineage: Eukaryota; Viridiplantae; Streptophyta; Magnoliopsida; Amborellales; Amborellaceae
Product: DNAse I-like superfamily protein
Molecular function (GO): 3'-5'-RNA exonuclease activity
Source: RefSeq, a predicted model, not a curated record